This is a messenger RNA of Lodderomyces orthopsilosis Co 90-125, 1698 nucleotides long. RefSeq lists its product as uncharacterized. Gene Ontology annotation, cellular component: membrane. Gene Ontology annotation, biological process: amino acid transmembrane transport. Lineage: Eukaryota; Fungi; Ascomycota; Pichiomycetes; Serinales; Debaryomycetaceae. Gene Ontology annotation, molecular function: amino acid transmembrane transporter activity. The record is from RefSeq and is a predicted model, not a curated record. The coding region runs from base 1 to 1698 and encodes 565 amino acids. The transcript has a single exon.
AUGUCCUUUAAAGAAUCCAAAUUGGAAGAUGGGUACUCUGUAUCUUCAUCCCAAUUUCAAACCACUACAGAACAAGUCAGUGAUGACAUCAAAUCCAACGACUCAUCAUUCGUCUCAUUUUUCAAAUCGUUCAAGGUAGACAAGACUAACGUUGUUAAGGGGGCGGAUGUACUUACGCCAGAAGAUACGCUACGAGGUUACCAGAUAAAGUUGAUUGCGCUUUCUUCAUGUAUUGGAUCAGGUUUGUUUAUCAGCAGUGCAUCUAUGAUAUCCUCAGCAGGUCCAGCAGGUACAGUUAUUGGAUACUCAAUUGUGGCGGUUUUGAUGUUUUUCGUUGUCCAAGCUUUGGGUGAAUUGACAAGCUCAUACCCUGUUAGAGGAAAUUUUCUCAUUUAUAAUUCACGUUUUAUUGAUGAAUCAUGGGCUUUUGCCAUGAACUGGAACUAUUGUAUGCAAUGGAUCGUUACCAUACCUUUAUCAUUAGUUGGUGCUUCAAUGACGAUUCAAUACUGGAAUGAUGACAUCAACCCCGGUGCUUGGGUUGCCAUUUUCUGGGUUUUUAUUUGUGCCAUCAACGUUUUUGGUGUCAAAGGGUACGGAUAUGGUGAAAGUGUGUUUUCAGUGAUUAAAGUUGUUGCUAUUUUAGGGUUCGCCGUCUUGGCUAUUGUUUUGAUUGCCGGAGGGGGUAAACAAGGCUACAUUGGUGGUAAAAACUGGCACCCUCCUUUCGCUAACGCAUUCAGGGGUACUUGCAACACACUUGUCAAUGCAGCAUUUAGUUUUGCUGGUACAGAGUUGGCAGCAAUUGCUGCUGCUGAAACCUCAAAUCCCCACAAGGCAUUGAUCAAAGCAACGAAGCAAAUAUUUUGGAGAAUAGCAGUGUUUUACAUGUUGUCGAUAAUAUUGUUAUGCUUUUUGGUCCCAUUCAAUGAUCCUAAAUUGUUGGGAAACUCGAAUUCGUCAGCAUCACCAUUUGUUAUUGCAAUCUCCAACGGUGGAAUCAAUGCAUUGCCGUCAAUAUUCAAUGCAGUUAUCUUGAUUGCGCUUUUAUCAGUUGCCAAUGCUAGUGUUUUUGCCACCUAUAAGCCAUUGGUGGCAUUAGCUGAGGCUGGUCAUGGACCAAAGUUUUUGGCGUACCUUGACCGCAAAGGAAGACCCAUCUUUUCCAUUAUAAUCGCCUUGGCAUUUGGGUUGAUUGGAUUUGUUGGUGCAUCGAAAAACCAAGAAACCGUAUUUGCAUGGUUGUUGGCAUUGAGUGGGUUGUCGUGUAUAUUUAUCUGGUUUUCAAUAUCAUUAGCACAAAUCCGUGUCAACUAUGCAUGCAAAGUCCAAGGGUUGGAAUUAUACCGUCCAUUCAAGGCCAUUGGCGGUGAUUAUGGUGCAUACCUUUCAAUGAUUAUUAACAUUUUAAUUUUGAUAGCACAAUUUUACGUUGCAUUGUAUCCCAUUGGUGGAAAGCCUUUACAAGCGGAUACUUUUUUUCAAGCAUAUUUAGCAGCCCCCAUAGUGUUGGUAUUGUAUGUGGGCCACAAGCUUUGGACUAGAAAUUGGAGAAUGUACAUCAAGGCUGAAAAUAUGGAUCUCUUAACGGGGAGAAAUCAACUCGAUGUAGAAGUAGCAAUGCAGGAGCUUCAUGAAGAAAAGCAAAGAUGGAAACAAAAGCCGUGGUGGUAUAAAGCUUUAGAUGUGUGGUGUUAG